Boleophthalmus pectinirostris (great blue-spotted mudskipper) is the source of this 859-nucleotide messenger RNA. It is a transcript of the gene ube2c, whose product is annotated as ubiquitin-conjugating enzyme E2C. Lineage: Eukaryota; Metazoa; Chordata; Actinopteri; Gobiiformes; Gobiidae. The transcript has 8 exons. The coding region runs from base 248 to 766 and encodes 172 amino acids. The record is from RefSeq and is a predicted model, not a curated record.
UGCUGUGAGCGGAAGUGCCAGUUUAAACCGAGCGACGGCGGUUUGUGCUUCAGACCAACGAUCCGCGGAAAACCCGAAAAAACCUGAAAAAAAAAACGAGAAAUCACGAAAUAAAACCCCGAGAAACCCCGAGGACACACCGAGGACACACCGAGAAACCCCGAGGACACACGAGGACACACCGAGAAACCCCGAGGACACACCGAGGACACACCGAGAAACCCCGAGGACACAGACCGGGACAGAAAUGGCGUCUCAGAACAUGGAUCCGGCCGCCGCCUCGUCAAACGCCGCUCUGAAAGGAAACGAGGGCGGGCACAGCGCCGCCAAGGGGUCGGUCACCAAACGGCUGCAGCAGGAGCUCAUGACGCUGAUGAUGAGCGGAGACAAAGGAAUCAGCGCCUUUCCCGAGUCGGAAAACCUGUUCAAAUGGAUCGGAACCAUCGACGGCGCUCAGGACACGGUGUACUCCGGGCUGAGGUUCCGUGUGUCUCUGGAGUUCCCGGCGUCGUAUCCGUACCAGGCGCCGCGUGUGAAGUUUGUGACUCCGUGUUUUCAUCCCAACGUGGACGAGCAGGGCCUGAUCUGCCUCGACAUCCUCAAGGAGAAAUGGUCGGCUCUGUACGACGUGCGCUCCAUCCUGCUGUCCAUCCAGAGCCUGCUCUCAGAACCGAAUAACGAGUCGCCUCUGAACACGACGGCCGCCGAACUGUGGGACAAUCAGGAAGCGUUCAAGGCCCACCUGCUCGCAACGUUCCAGAAGUGAAUCUUCGUGUAAAACCAAACAGUGUUUUUGUAAAAUAUUUGAGUGUUUGGUUUUUGUGUGUCACGUUCUUCUUAAUAAAAGCUCUUAGUCACA